AUGAAACUCAUCGUAUUCGCCACUCUUUGUGCUGUUGCUAUUGCUUUUCCACGAGAAAAGCGUCAGCUCUCAAUCGGUACCAUCUCGGUGUCUGGAGCCGGUGGAUCCACUGGAUGCGUUGUUACUGGAAACGUCCUCUAUGCCAAUGGAAUUCGUCUUCGUAAUUUGACCUCAUCCGAGCAAAGCGAAUUGGCCACCUACCAGACUGAAGUCGAACAAUACAAAACUCAACUCCGCGAGAUCCUCGCCCAACGUCGUGAGAACCUCCGCAACCGUUUGAUGUCUCACGGAAGAAACCAACAACAACAACAAAGCAACGACGUCAGCAGCCAAGGAACACCAGAUGAUGGAUCCAUCCCUAAGGCCCCAGAAAAGCCAUCUUUCUGUACUGCUGAGGAGACUACUCAAUACUAUUUCGAUGGAUGUAUGGUUCAGAACAACAAAGUCUACGUCGGUGGUCAAUUCGCUCGUGAUCUCACCUCUGACGAGGUUUCCGAACUUCAGACUUUCGACACUCAACAAACUGCUUACCAGAACGCUGUUCAGGCCCAGAUGCAAACUCAAGUUCGGGGAUUGUUCGGAGGAUCUGACUUCCUUUCUGCUCUCUUCGGAGGAGAUGAUCUUCGUCAACCACAACAACAGCCAUCGUCCACAACUCCAGCUUCCACCAGCUCAACAACUCUUCCACCAAAACCAACGGUGCCACAGUUCUGUACCGCCAUCUUCUAA
Caenorhabditis briggsae is the source of this 729-nucleotide messenger RNA. Lineage: Eukaryota; Metazoa; Nematoda; Chromadorea; Rhabditida; Rhabditidae. The transcript has 4 exons. The record is from RefSeq and is a predicted model, not a curated record. The coding region runs from base 1 to 729 and encodes 242 amino acids.